CUUUAAUUAAAAGUCGAGCUUUCCAACUCGAGUUUAACCAAACCAUACUGCCUGCCAGCCAGCUGUGGUGUGUGUUCCAAGACCGCUGCGAGCCAAACGGCCCAUCCACACCUGACCUGGGGCUCCAGUCGUGAUCCCGUCGUACUCCCACUUUCCCGGCGGCAGCGGCGCAGCUCCCGGACCUGGACUGGGCCUUGAAUCGAUGAGGCCACGGGGUUGAUGACGGAUGCGCACGGCGCUGUGAGACGCUUCGCGGCACGCCAAUCCAUCAUACAUUGAUUGACUGCAUGCCCGCCUAGCUAGUCUCUUCGUGUCUGGGUUCGUCUAUCCACUCAUUGGCUUGGCUAGCCUCAAUACGCACGCGGCCAGCAGCUUCACCUCACCAUCAUGGCCAGCCCCAACAUCGGACAUCUCAUCCACCCUCCCGAUCCCCCACUGCUACCUCCCGCUCCUACCGGUCCGCCGUCAACUAAUACCGUGCCACCCCUCGGCACCUCGCACCACCACCCGCCGCCUUCUCGCUUGUCCCUUGCUCCGCUUGUUGUUCCUUCAGCCCCAGUCUACCGCCCGUCACCAAGUCCUGCGGCUCCGCUGCCCGACCUUGGCCAGACUCAGACGCCGCCUCGGAACCACUCCAACGUCCAGUCUCUGUACCAAUGCGCCGACUGUUUACGCCGGUACUCGCGUCCUGAACACCUGCAAAGACAUAUUGCAACACACACUUUGGGGAAACGCUUUGCCUGCGAUGUAUGCUCGAAGGCUUUCUCUCGAGCUGAUCUCCUCAAGCGUCAUCGCACCAACCACCAGGACGACAAUGGAACCAAGCGAAAGCGCAUCAACUCGUCCCCUGGUGCAGGCCGCGUGGCUCACGCUUGUCAGGCCUGCGCGAAGGCGAGGGUUAAGUGUGAAGAGCUGAAACCAUGCACUCGCUGUAGGAAUCGUGGGUUGAGUUGCGAAUAUGCAUCCUCGGAGGACGCAGCCCUGCACUUGCUCCAUCUCUCUGCGAAUGCUCGUGGCGUUGAUUACCCCCAAGAGUCAAGCCCCGAGUCUCCUUACUACCCCCAUUCGUCUGUCGUUGCAAAUAGCCAACGACAACAACAGCAAGCUGCCCAAGAUCAGAUCCGACCCGCCUACCCGCCACCCGUCAACACUCAGACCGUUGAUCACAGUCCCGUCUUCACUGGAAACCCAUCGCUUAAAGAAGAAACACAGUUGCCUACCCCAGAGACGAUGGUGACUGACGGCUUCCAGCCGCCGUAUCCUGGCAGUGCCGUCGACGACAUGGCCAAGGCCCCCUUUGGCGACUUUCUGCGCGACGUCCUCUAUGACCAGUCACUAGACCAUCCAACUAGACUCGCCGAAGCCCAAGGCCUGGCAGUCCUGGAUUUCUGCGAUGACACAAGUCUAGACCUCAGAGAGUUCGAUUUCGGCCUUCUACACCACUGGAAUGUCGACGGCUCUCCAAGCGUGCCAGACUUACGGUCUGGCCCUGACAACUUUGUUGACAUGACUGCGAUGCGAUCAAGGCUUGUGAAGAUGUGGACAGAAUCCCCAUGGCGAUGGACUCCUGCAAAAACAGACAAUGGAUAUAACGAACAAUCCAACCUGCCCUUGCCGUCUAAAGACGCUCACACGACGGCUCAAAUGCAGGCGGAUGGGAGGUUGGCAGACCGAGUGAUCGAGGAUAGGCUACACACCUCAGGUCGAGACAAGAUCUUGGCUAUUGUUCUGGGUACAUGUCGUAAUGAUGCCAUGAUGGCCCGUGUCGCGUCUUCUUUUCCAUCAGUCGACAUUAUGGACUCUUGGAUUAACAUCUUUCUGGCCUCUCACCUCUGCUCAGUAUCUUCGUGGAUACAUUACGGUUCCUUCUCCCUGAAUACGCAAUGGCCCGAGUGGUUGGCUAUAGCUGCUUCGGCUGGCGCUGUUCUGGCUCCCGUCCCUACCUUGCGUCGGUUUGGAUUCGCUCUGCAAGAGGCAGUCCGCCUUACAAUUCCUUCCAGAUUCGAAGAGAACAACAAAACUAUCGCAGAUCCUGGACUUGUCCAGGCUUUGAUGUUGAUUCAGGAUGUCGGUCUUUGGAGCGGCAAUAGGCGAAAAAUGGAGAUUGCCGAAUGCCAGAUGAUGCGGUACCGGGGAAAGUUUCAACGGUCCGCUUAUCCAAGUAUUGUCAUCCACCCAUCGGACGAGGGUAAAGUUCUCGAGGAGAAAUGGAAGCAGUGGUACCAAUCCGAGUCCUGGAAAAGGCUCGCAUUUCACGCGUACUUGAGGGAUUCCCAAGUUUCGAUGACACAGUUUUGCAAUCCGCACAUAUCGUAUGCGGAGCUUACGUUGCCUCUACCGUGUUCCAAAGAAUUGUGGUUUGCAAGAAGCGCCGAGGAGUUUAAAGUCCACUACCUAGGAACAGCAGCCGCUGGAGGCAAACAGCCCCCAUCUCUCGGCGACCUCUUCCGGGAUAUAAACCUGCUGUCAAUAACUAGUCAGCUCAUGGAUGUUCAGUUUGCUGUCUCGGUCUACUUGCAUGGGUUUUGGUCAAUGAUUUGGGAAUAUCGGCAGCUCAACUCGGUUUAUCGGCCAACCGCGCAGUCGCCAGCCUUUGCAAAUAGUACAAGCCUGCUACUGGAAACUCGGCAUCAGGAGCUCUGUAAACAGCUACAGGGCUUUCAGUUUGUCACUCUGAAUCAGUCCGACAUGAUGUCGGCCCAAGAGAGCUUGAUGCUGCACUUGCUCCUCAUGAAUCUGCACGUCUCUCUCGAUGACCUGCAGCUAUUCUCGGGCAAGGAAGGCGAGGAGCAGGCGCGUAGAGUCUACCCCACGCUUCAGCGAUGGUCUACCAGUGUAGAUGCGCGGCAGGCCAUCUGGCAUGCAGGUCAGAUUCUACGGCACGGCAAGAGGUUCCCUCUUGGACACCUCAAAGAUUUCUAUGCCAUCGGUGUGCAUCAUGCCUCCUUGUGUCUAUGGACUCACGGUGUGAUCGAGCGUGCAUCUCGGCCGCCCGGCCAUCAGCAGCACGGCCACCUCGGCUACAAUGGUACGGUAUACAUUGACGGCGACGACUGCCCAAUUGUUCACCGGUACAUUAGCUUUGGCCAAGGUCGUGCCAGUAUCCGCGGGCCUACAAAUACCAGCUCCGCUGUCGUGGACGAUCCCCGCGGAUAUAUGGAAGUUACACAGGAAAUUCUCCGUGCCAAUUUCAUUGGCGGCCCCGACAGCCUGCCUCCCAUUAGCGAGAAUAUUAUUCAUCUGCUGAAGCAGCUCUCGAAUGCAGCCUGGGCAGUCGGGUUGGCAUAG
This is a messenger RNA of Lasiosphaeria miniovina, 3288 nucleotides long. RefSeq lists its product as uncharacterized. Gene Ontology annotation, molecular function: DNA-binding transcription factor activity, RNA polymerase II-specific; zinc ion binding; DNA binding. Gene Ontology annotation, biological process: regulation of DNA-templated transcription; DNA-templated transcription. The record is from RefSeq and is a predicted model, not a curated record. Bases 388 to 3288 code for a protein of 966 amino acids. The transcript has 10 exons. NCBI's taxonomy places the organism in Eukaryota, Fungi, Ascomycota, Sordariomycetes, Sordariales, Lasiosphaeriaceae.